This is a messenger RNA of Musa acuminata subsp. malaccensis (wild Malaysian banana), 1609 nucleotides long. Its product is annotated as dnaJ protein homolog. Lineage: Eukaryota; Viridiplantae; Streptophyta; Magnoliopsida; Zingiberales; Musaceae. The record is from RefSeq and is a predicted model, not a curated record. Gene Ontology annotation, cellular component: cytosol; cytoplasm. Gene Ontology annotation, biological process: response to heat; protein refolding. Gene Ontology annotation, molecular function: Hsp70 protein binding; ATP binding.
CCCUCCGUAAACGCCCGCUUCCAUCUGGCAUUUGUCGUACCCAACCAACCAGGCUUGACCGCGAGUCCAUUGAAUACCCCAUCGCUUCCCCGGCGGAUUCCAAUCAGGGUUUCGUUCUCCUUGGUUCUUCGAUCCAGGCGACGGAAUCGGAGCGGUUUGGAGUUUGAAUCGCUUGGUUCGUGCGUGUCUUGGUGGGGUUUGGGAUCCAUCGACCGAUCGAGUUAGUGUUUGGCCUCGAAGAUGUUCGGAAGAGCGCCGAAGAAGAGCAACAACACGAAGUACUACGAGGUACUUGGGGUGCCCAAGAGCGCGUCGCAGGAUGAUCUGAAGAAGGCCUACCGGAAGGCCGCCAUCAAGAACCACCCAGACAAGGGCGGCGACCCCGAGAAGUUCAAGGAGUUAGCUCAGGCUUAUGAAGUUCUGAGUGAUCCUGAAAAGCGUGAGAUCUAUGAUCAGUAUGGUGAAGAUGCCCUCAAGGAGGGAAUGGGUGGUGGAGGUGGCCAUGACCCAUUCGAUAUUUUCUCGUCUUUCUUUGGUGGGAGUCCCUUUGGAGGAGGAAGCAGCAGGGGACGAAGGCAAAGGAGAGGGGAGGACGUGAUCCACCCUCUGAAGGUGUCUUUGGAAGACCUCUACAAUGGAACUUCUAAGAAGCUGUCACUCUCACGAAAUGUCAUCUGCCGGAAGUGCAAGGGCAAGGGCUCAAAAUCUGGUGCUUCGAUGAAGUGCUCUGGCUGUCAGGGUAUUGGUAUGAAGGUGACAAUACGUCAGUUUGGCCCGGGCAUGAUUCAGCAGAUGCAGCACCCAUGCAAUGAGUGCAAGGGUACUGGGGAGACCAUCAAUGAGAAGGAUCGCUGCUUGCAAUGCAAAGGUGAGAAGGUUGUCCAGGAGAAGAAAGUGCUGGAGGUUGUGGUGGAGAAGGGUAUGCAAAAUGGUCAGAAGAUCACCUUCCCUGGUGAGGCCGACGAAGCGCCUGAUACCGUCACUGGAGACAUUGUGUUCAUCCUUCAACAGAAGGAUCACCCCAAGUUCAAGAGAAAGGGGGAUGAUAUCUUUUAUGAGCAUACGCUGUCCCUCACCGAGGCUCUCUGUGGCUUCCAGUUUGUUUUGACUCACCUCGACAACAGGCAGCUGCUCAUUAAAUCGAAUCCUGGUGAAGUUGUUAAGCCUGAUCAAUUCAAGGCAAUCGAUGAUGAGGGUAUGCCAAUGUACCAGCGGCCCUUCAUGAGGGGGAAGCUCUACAUUCACUUCACCGUUGACUUCCCCGAUUCAUUGACACCGGAUCAGUGCAAGGCUCUCGAGGCGGUGCUCCCUCCAAGGCAGGCGUUACAGAUGACAGAGAUGGAGCUGGAUGAAUGCGAGGAGACGAUACUAAACAAUGUUAACAUCGAGGAGGAGAUGCGGAGGAAACAGGCCCAAUCUCAGGAGGCAUACGAUGAGGAUGACGAUGUUCAUGGCGGUGCCCGAGUGCAGUGCGCGCAACAGUAAGAAGUUAAAAUUUGUAUCGGCUUAAUCAUCUUUUUGAUGUAAAUUUACACCAAAUUGAUGAGCUAGAGAAGCUACUACGAACCUGGAUUUUGCUGCCUACGUAAUUAUUUUUUUUAUUCCUAUC